AUGUCAAAAGUUCAAGCCUCUGUCGUUAAAGUUCCAGACAGUGAACUCAUUGAAUUUCUUCAACGUUACAUUCGACGUAAGAGGAAAUAUUAUGCCAUCGUUGAAUUUAUACAGUCAGGAAUGCAAAAGACUUCUGAGGAGAUGGAAAGAAUUAUUGACAAACACCACUUACGUCAAUACUCAGGAGUUUACGAUAUGAAACGACUUACAAACUACAUUCUGUCAAAACUUUCAAAAUACCCCUUCAAAAAAUAUCCUUCAAACACUCUGCUCGUUUGCGACGACUUCGCCGGAAAAGGUUUAGUGUCAAAACCAGACUCACCAUUAGCUAACAUCAUUACUAAAGUCAGACAUUACCACUUAACUGUAGCAAUACUUAUGCAAACAUGGAGGUUUUUAGCUUUAAACAUAAAACGUCUCAUAACUGACUUCGUUAUCUUUCAAGGUUUCUCACGUUAUGAUAUUGAACUCAUUUGGAAACAGUCAGGUAUAACAUUACCUUUUGAAGAAAUUUGGGAAGCAUAUAAGUCUCUCAUCUCUCCUCGUUCAUACCUUGAGAUUCAUAUCAUGACUAAUACCAUUAAAGUCAAAAAUAUUCCAUGGGAACGACCAACAUUGUUUUAA
Trichomonas vaginalis G3 is the source of this 624-nucleotide messenger RNA. RefSeq names its product protein of unknown function, DUF4106 family. Bases 1 to 624 code for a protein of 207 amino acids. The record is from RefSeq and is a predicted model, not a curated record. The transcript has a single exon. Lineage: Eukaryota; Parabasalia; Trichomonadida; Trichomonadidae.